This is a messenger RNA of Arxiozyma heterogenica, 1863 nucleotides long. It is a transcript of the gene YPS7, whose product is annotated as putative aspartic endopeptidase. The transcript has a single exon. The record is from RefSeq and is a predicted model, not a curated record. Gene Ontology annotation, biological process: proteolysis. Bases 1 to 1863 code for a protein of 620 amino acids. Gene Ontology annotation, molecular function: aspartic-type endopeptidase activity. Lineage: Eukaryota; Fungi; Ascomycota; Saccharomycetes; Saccharomycetales; Saccharomycetaceae.
AUGGUCUCUCCUUGGAUUCUGAUACUUCAACUUAUCUAUGGUCUCCAUUGGAGAAUUGUUUUUGCAACGUCAACCUCAAUAAGCAAUAAUAAUUCUACAUCUAUAAAAAAGUAUGGCCUUCCACAACUCACAGUUGGAUAUAUGCAUACUGGUGAUUAUUAUAUAAACGUUACACUUGGCACACCACCUCAAAAACAACGAUUGUUGAUAGAUACAUCCAGUCCAUACACUUGGUUCUUGUCAGGAGUAUUGGAUGCACAAUGUAACAAGUUAAAUAGUGGCUGUCUUAAUGAUGGAUUAUAUUAUCCAGGAGGAUCCACAUCUUCAAUCAAGAUAGAUGAAUUUACAUCUCUGGAGUUCGAUGAUAAUCAGGAUGGUGGACAAAAUUUCAAUGGAACAAUAUUCAAAGAUAAUUGGAAUUUUACUGAUAUAGAGAUGGUUUAUAUUGAAAAUAUCAAUAAAUCAAAAGGUAUGACACCAAUUAGUUCAAACGUAGUUUUGACAAAUAAUUUUAUAGAAUUAAAGAAUUCCUCAUUAGCCUGUAUUGAGGAUACAGAUGAUGAUAUUGGGGCCUUGGGUUUAGGUGGUAAUGUACAUUUACAGCGUAUACAAUCACGGAAUUCAGCCUUAAAUAAUUCUUUAAUGUUUUUAGAAAAAUUUACAUCUGAUGGUAUUAUUCCUACUCAAUCAUAUUCGUUAUGGUUAGGGAAUAGAACUUAUAAUUAUUCCAGUGGUCAUUUGGUGCCUUUACCUAAUGAUUAUGAAGGUGUUUUAUUAUUGGGUGGUGUUGAUGCCUCCUUAUACGAAGGUUCAUUUUAUCAAUUUAAUAUGAUACCUUAUGUUGGUUCAUAUUCAAAUACUUCUACUGUUGGGUUGCCAAUCUUGCCAAUGGGACCUAUAUAUAUGAGUGAUCGUAAUGGACGUAAAGUAAAUGUGACAUCAGAGCAGUAUUUGAGUCCAGUCCUUUUAGAUUCUACAACUAGUGGUUUAUAUCUUCCCCCUUCAGCUAUUAUUCAAAUUGCCAUUCAGUUAGAAGCUACUUAUGUGAAAUCUUUAGGUAGAUGGUUAGUUCCAUGUUCUAUUUCUAAAACAGAUGCUCAUUUAGAUUUUACCUUUGAUGGAUUAGUAGUUGAAGUACCACUUCUAGAUCUAUUAUCAACAACUAUCGAUCCUGAAACAUCUAUGAAAAUGCAUUUUUCAGAUGGCAGUACAGCAUGUUCAUUAAAGCUAUUUUCUGAUAUUGAUAUUGGAUUUAGUAUCUUAGGUAGAUCAUUUAUCAGAAAUUCAUAUAUUGCUGUUGAUAUGGAAAAUUAUUCCGUGGCUAUUGCAAAGGCAAAAACUUUAAAAAAUAUCAUUUUGGAUACAACUAUUUCAACAAGUCAAGGAGUGGCGACAAAUUCUGCUUCUGCAUUGGUAUCUAAAUCUAGUGCUGCUAAAAACUUAUCGAUUCAAGCAAUUACUUCUGACUGCAUUCCAUAUGCUACUUGUCGUAGUGCAAUAACUAGAACGCAUUUGUCCAUACAUGUGACUACUACAGCAGCUGAUGUUCCAGCUCAGUUUACUGGCAUUGUUAAUUCCAAUGGUUUGAUAUCAGGUGCGGGUAGAUCCUUUUAUGAUACAUCUAGAACUUCAACAACCAAGAAGAGCACCUCUCCCUACAGUUUUUUCUCUCUAGAUGGAUCUGGUUUGGAAUCACUGAUCAAUGCCACUGGUACAGCAUUUGUUAAUUAUGGUCAAAGAAGGGCCCUACCGAUACUCAUUGAUCCACAAAACAAUAAAUCAGUAUGGUCAAAUAUGGAUCUAUCAACAUGGUUCAGUAUCAUAGCCACAUCAACAAUAUUUAUGUUGACGUUAUGGUUAUAG